This is a messenger RNA of Monosiga brevicollis MX1, 828 nucleotides long. RefSeq lists its product as uncharacterized. The record is from RefSeq and is a predicted model, not a curated record. The transcript is spliced from 2 exons. NCBI's taxonomy places the organism in Eukaryota, Choanoflagellata, Craspedida, Salpingoecidae. Bases 1 to 828 code for a protein of 275 amino acids.
AUGGCCCUGCCUCGCAGCUUGUUUGAUUUUGUGAGAGACAGCUACGAAAGGCUGGCACAAUCGCUGGAAAGCCUUCAAAGCUACUUUCAGAGUCACGUGGAUGAGGUGCUCCAGGCGAAUGAGAUAUUGGAGACGAUCGCCAACAUGGUCAACGAGCACCCUCCCGCAGUCUAUUGGGAAGAAGUACAACAUGGCUUGAUCGGGGUCGCAGAAACGACCAACGAGCUGAACGAGGUCAAGUAUGCGCCCGCUCACCUUCUGAGCUUGAGCGAGGACAUCGCAAGCCUGCGAGAGGAAAUGAGGAGCCACGCCAAGCGCCACGCUGACACCAUCGACGCCCUUAAAAAGGAUAAUAAGAGCCAAGCUGCCACCAUCAAAGCCCAAGCUGCCACCAUCGAAGCCUUGAAGAAGGACAAUGAGAGCCACGCUGCCGCCAUUAAGAACUUGGAAAUCCUUGUGAGCAUCCCGCUUCAGAAGCGGCAAAUCGUUUCGAAAGCGGCAACGCUUGUCCGCGCGACUCUACUCCAUCAUGUGAGCUGGUCAGCCAGUGAAGAUGUUAGCCGCCUGCAAGACCUUGGUGAAUACAUGCGCUGGGCUGUCCCCUUCAUCAUUCGCGAUGGCGGAUUUUACGGUCAAGUCCCAAAAGCAGGCGCUCCUCCUUCUCGUACCACCGAGAUCCACGAGGUUGUCAAGGAGCUCCCGCAAAGCGCCCAGAUCAACAUUGCAGAGAAGUAUCUCGCGUUUGUGAAGCUUUUGCAGGAACAGACGUCAAAAACACCAGGUGACUUCUUCAGCGCCAUGGACGCCCUGCGCCUGGCUGGCAAUUGA